UUCACGCUCGAUAGCUCCAUCGAUGUGUAUUACACACAACAAUUGUGCAUAGAAAUUCCCUUCAUUCUCAAAGUGUAUAUUUUUUUCCACUGCUUCUUCUUCGGCUGUAUGUCUCUCAUGCUGAGUAAAUGGGCGGACAAUCGGUCGAGUUGUUUUAAAACUUGGAUGAAGAAAAAAAAUAGUAUAUUUCUUUUUUCGCCGAAUUGUGUAUUGUAAAUUCAGUGUCAACGUUUUUGUAUUGUAUAUUUCAUGUUUUUUGUGUGAUAAGACGCCGUUUCAAAUCACCAAAUAGUCGCUAUCCAAUUUAGAAAAUUCAACCAAAAUCUGCGAAUGGUUGUGUCGAGUUCUCAAACAUUGAAACAGUGUAGAUCGGUUCUUUAUCAAUUUUUCGGUUGUGGUCUAGUGUAAAUAUGUGUUUUAUUUCAGUGUGAGAGAUAAUUUUUAUUACUAUCCAAUUGGCCAUAAUUCAUUUAAAUCCCGUUCACAAAUUGUAUAAAAAUCACAAAUCUUCAAAAGGUAAAUGAAACAAUGAACAGAGAUUUAAUGGGGGAAAAUGGUGUGAUGUUAAUCAAUUUUCCCUUUGUUUCAUUAUUUCAAUAAGAAAGUAAAAUGCUAAUAAAAAAGUGUACAUGCCAAAAGAAAAGUGAAAGAGAAAUGAUUUAAGAAAAAAACGUUUUCAAAUUGAAUACAAGAAGACGUUGUCAAUUAAUCAACCGAGCGAAUAAUUGAGCACGAAAAAUGCGGUACACGAUGUAUAUAAAUUGCGUUAAUUGGUUUGCACUUUGCAUUAUCAGCGAAUAUGUGGCCGUGUGUGCUCUGUGCAAAUUUUCCGCCGUUGUUUGACUCGCGAAAAUAGAUGCUUCUCCAAACACAUACGAUUAAUCAGGCAAAAUAAUUCGUUAAACAACCAAAGAUAGUAGGAAAUAAUUAUCAAUACGACUCCCAUCGCGAGUAAUUCGAUUUUUCGGGUGUGUAUGUGUAUGAACGAAAGCAAAUUCCAACGAAAAAUAUGUUUUGAUAAUAAUAAUGUGGCUAAACAUUAUUCCCAUGUCAAAUCAGUUUGAUGACUUCGGUGAAAGUGUUUGCACUUGACUUUUCCUAUGCCAUGGCAUGGCAUGACAUGAAAAUUGUGGGUUAUCAUGGUUUCCGUUCCCAUCGUUAUCGAUUUCAUCUCAUUGAAAAAGCAAUCAGUUUCUAUUUUCGGGAGAAAAAUUCUUGGGACAUUUUUUUUCUUUUUCUGCGCUACCAGUCGUUGCUGUGCACGGCCAAAAUCACAUCAACGGAUUUAUUUAUUUUUUAUGAAUGGAUGGAAGCAGUAAUAUGCUGGAAACUGUAGUGAGCCAAAGUAAUAGCUCGACGAGCUCAAAUUCGGAAUUGGACAAAGACCUCGCGGAUUUGGACUUGAAUGGCAGCACACCGACUGGAGAACAAAUCGAAGGGGAUGAUGAAAAUGGUGGCACGACGAGUAGUAAUGGCUCGGUGAUUAUAAUCACAAAGAAUAACACACUGAAAAAACGCGUAUCGAGUAGUAGGACGCCAACAAGGAAAGCGAAACGAGUACGUUUCUUUCGAAACGGUGAUAAAUUCUACGGCGGUGUUGUGAUUCCUGUGUCAAAUGAACGCUAUCGAUUUUUUGAUAGUCUAGCUGAAGAUUUAACACGAAUCCUCGAAGACCGUGUAUCUGGUGCUGUGCGCAACAUAUAUUCUACCUUAGGCAAAAAAAUCACAAGUUUAGAUGAGUUUGAAGAUGGCCAAAGCUAUGUAUGUUUGUGUAAUAAUGAAAAUUACAAGAAAAUGGACUAUACAUCAUCACCACUUGGCCAAAAUAAUAAAGCGACCAAUCGCCUGACGAGAUCCCAACGACCGGCAUCACCGUUGAAGAUCGGUUUGAAUGGAUAUGGUAUCAACACCAAUGAAUUUGAUAAAGUCGAUUUUAGUGAGCGUGACAGUGUGGUACAUCCACGAAUAGUGACACUCAUACGAAGUGGAACCAAGCCCAGGAAAAUACUUAGGCUUCUGCUGAACAAACGAAACAGUCCAUCGUUUGAGCAUGUUUUGACAGCGAUAACUCAAUGUGUCAAAUUAGAUACGGGAUGUGUACGAAAAAUGUACACCUUGCAAGGGGUCCAAUUGCAAGCGUUGGCCGAUUUUUUUGCUGAUGAAUAUGUAUUUUUUGCCUACGGAAGUGAACGUGUGAAUGCUGAUGAUUUUAAGUUAGAAGUAGACGAAUUGAAGGCUGUACAACAAACCCGAAGAACAUUACGUACGGGAAGUGCUCGAAGUGGCCCAAAACCGCAAAUGCCCACGAAAAACUCCGUCAAUUUACAUAAUGCAGCAUUUGAAGCGGAUGACGAUACGAUUUUAGUGUCGACUCAAUGUGAUGACUCAAAUCCCCUUGGUUUACCCGAAAUCAUCCAGAACAACUAUACCUUGGGCCCGGUGAUUGGCGAUGGCAAUUUUGCCGUAGUUUUGAAAAUCAAACGGAAAAGCGACAAAAAGAACUUUGCAUUGAAAAUCAUCGAUAAAUCGAAAUGCAAGGGCAAAGAGCAUUAUAUCGAUGCUGAGAUAAGAGUAAUGAAGAAAUUACAGCAUGAACAAGUGAUGUCGUUGCACUUGAAUUGCGAUACAUCAGCAAAUAUGUUUCUCAUUUUGGAAUACGUUAGCGGUGGAGAUUUGUUUGAUGCAAUCACACGUGUUACUCGUUUCCCGGAGUCUGAAGCGAGAUUAAUGAUCCGACACUUGGCAUCAGCUAUGGCUUACCUACAUUCCUUGGCAAUUGUACAUCGGGAUAUUAAACCAGAAAAUUUAUUGGUCGAAUUGGAUGAAGCAGGACACAUAACUCAGUUGAAGUUAGCUGACUUUGGUUUGGCCUGCGAAGUGACUGAGCCACUGACCGCUGUUUGCGGCACCCCGACAUAUGUUGCGCCCGAAAUUCUCAUGGAGACAGGAUACGGCUUAAAGAUUGACGUCUGGGCGGCCGGUAUUAUUUUGUAUAUUUUGUUGUGUGGCUUUCCACCUUUCGUAUCACCAGAUAAUGAGCAAGAGCCACUUUUCGAUGCAAUUUUAUCUGGUAUUUAUGAGUUCCCCGAACCAUAUUGGAAUGAUAUAGGACAAGAAGUGCGAGAUCUUAUUGCAAACAUGCUUCAACUUGAUCCCGACCUUCGAUUUGCCAGCGAAGAUGUACUUGACCAUCCAUGGACACUCGAUACCGCCAGUAACAGCAAAUUUGAUGCGCUAAUUGAUUUGAGCUGAAGGGAAACAGUUGACAUGUAAACGGUGUAUACAUCUCUGAAUGUCUUUUUGCCUCUUGUAUUAAAAUGUAAGUCGGCCGAAAAGAAAUUUUUGAUCAUUGUGUUUUUUUGGCGAUAUGUAUUUUGUAAAUGUCACACACAUAAUGAAUUCAUUAUUAUUAUUUAUUUGCUAGUUUAGUAUUCGUGCAUGAAUGAGAUGUAGAGUUAUCAUCUCUUUUGAAAAAGAGAGUAAAAGGAAAGGGAAUUUAUUUUUUUUGCAAUACAAAUUAAUUUAAAGGAUGAUCAAGCAGCUUCCUUAAAUUGUAUCUCCCCUUUUUUCUGCCGAAAUUGGCACACAAGACAAUUGUAUGAAUAUUCUCCGAAUAUCGAUUCUAUUGUUUCGAUUGGUAUAAAGACAUUUGUACUCUAAAUAUACACAUUAUCAAUUAGGGCUUAGUAGGACAUUGGGAUUAGAACUCGGUCACAAAAUUACAUAUCUAAAUUAAAUUGAAAUUUGAAUGCAUCGCAUGAUUUUCUUAUAUAGGAAAUAAAAGAGGAUGAUCAACCAAAGUGUAUACCCUACAAAUUGAUUAAAUUUGUUCGUAUUCUUUACAUAUUUAUUGCAUGGCGCAUUCAUCACUAUCUGUAUUAUACUGCAUUAUAUUCCGAAAAUAAAUUAAUUGAUCCAUAUUAACUUUCAUUUUAAAAUUCAUACUGAAGAUUUCAUUGAGAAACAAAAGAACACAUAAAAAAAACAAAUGGUCUUUCACUCGCCCAUUGCCACUUUCGAUUCAGUCAAAUAAAAAAAUUAUUCCAAAACCACUUUUUAUUAUUAAUACUUUGAAGAAAAAUUUUCCACUUGCUACCACUUUAUUCUCUAAGCUGCUUUUUAUCCCUGUAUUCGGUUGAAAUAAAUUAUUCAAAUGCGAUUGAAAAUACUUGUAAAAUAAAUCCCCAUUCCAAGCGGAAUGUGAUACCCAUAGUGAUAUAAUAAGGAUAACCGAAUUGUUAUUUGGACAUAACGAUAAGGAAAUGUGUAGUAUGUUAUAGACGCAAACCUAUUUGCCAAGAGAUUUAUGAGUUACAUUACACACAGCAUAUAAGUGUAUUUAAUUCUAAUAUUUAUGAUGAACAGAAGACAUUUUAUAUAAAAAGAAAUGAACAAAACAAACCUGCAUUUCAUAAGGGAAACAAAUCCGAUAAAUCCAUGAGACUUUCUCGAUAGGUACAAUAAAUGCAGUCCAUUCAUUACAACCGGAUGAUCAAAGAAACUGUUAUUUGUAAAAUAUGCGCUUUUGUUAUAAUUUUGUAAAACGAGAUUGAGGGCAUUUUUAUAAUCUAAAUUGUUAAAAACAAUUAUUAUCAAGAUAUCACGCACACAUUGGGCUUUAUAUAAUUGGCUAUAUUAUUAUCUCAUCUCAAAUGUUUGAAUAAAUCGGAGAUUCAAUCAA
Molecule: messenger RNA, 4681 nt
Organism: Sitodiplosis mosellana (orange wheat blossom midge)
Lineage: Eukaryota; Metazoa; Arthropoda; Insecta; Diptera; Cecidomyiidae
Product: serine/threonine-protein kinase GL21140
Exons: 6
Coding region: 1303-3252 (649 amino acids)
Biological process (GO): intracellular signal transduction; protein phosphorylation
Molecular function (GO): ATP binding; protein kinase activity
Source: RefSeq, a predicted model, not a curated record